AAAAACAGCUGUUUCCUUCACCACUCUCCUAAUAUCUACGUAGGAAUAGUAGUUUUUCUACCCCUAUAUUAUUUCAAGAAUGGAAUAAAGUGCAACUACAUAAAGAAGGAAUAAGUUCAGUGGCUUGUAAAGGCACAAGCACAAGCUUGAGAUAUUCAUGCAAUUCUCAAUGCUGACCAACAUGGCUUCUUGGUUUGCAAUGUGGAAUGUGUUACUAAUGUUAUUAUUGUUUUCAUGGAUUUCUUGUGGAAUUGCUUCUGUUUCCUAUGACCAUAAAGCUAUUAUUGUAAAUGGCCAAAGAAAAAUCCUCAUUUCUGGAUCAAUUCAUUAUCCAAGAAGCACCCCUGAGAUGUGGCCAGAUCUUAUUCAGAAGGCAAAAGAAGGAGGAGUAGAUGUAAUACAGACUUAUGUUUUUUGGAAUGGGCAUGAGCCUGAAGAAGGGAAAUAUUAUUUUGAAGGGAGAUAUGAUUUAGUGAAAUUUAUUAAAGUGGUCCAAGAAGCAGGACUUUAUGUUCAUCUCAGGAUUGGACCUUAUGCAUGUGCUGAAUGGAAUUUUGGGGGGUUUCCAGUUUGGUUGAAAUAUGUUCCAGGUAUCAGUUUCAGAACAGACAAUGAGCCUUUCAAGGCUGCAAUGCAAAAGUUCACUACCAAGAUUGUUGAUAUGAUGAAAUCAGAAAAGCUCUAUGAAUCUCAGGGUGGUCCAAUUAUUCUAUCUCAGAUCGAAAAUGAAUAUGGACCUAUGGAGUGGGAACUAGGUGAACCUGGUAAAGUCUACUCAGAGUGGGCAGCUAAAAUGGCUGUGGAUCUUGAAACUGGUGUCCCAUGGAUCAUGUGCAAGCAAGAUGAUGUCCCUGAUCCUAUUAUUAAUACUUGCAAUGGUUUCUACUGUGACUACUUCAAACCAAAUAAGGCUAGUAAACCCAAGAUGUGGACUGAAGCCUGGACAGCCUGGUUUACUGAAUUUGGAGGGCCAGUUCCUUACCGUCCUGCAGAGGAUAUGGCAUUUGCUGUCGCAAGAUUUAUACAAACGGGAGGCUCCUUCGUCAAUUACUAUAUGUAUCAUGGAGGAACAAACUUUGCAAGGACUUCCGGUGGCCCAUUUAUUGCUACUAGUUAUGACUAUGAUGCACCUCUUGAUGAAUUUGGGUUAUUACGGGAGCCUAAAUGGGGUCAUCUGAAAGAUCUGCAUAGAGCAAUAAAGCUUUGUGAGCCAGCUUUAGUAUCUGCGGAUCCAACUGUGACAUCCUUAGGAAACUAUCAAGAGGCCCGUGUUUUUAAGUCGGAGUCUGGGGCCUGCGCUGCCUUCCUAGCAAAUUACAACCAGCACUCUUUUGCUAAAGUGGCAUUUGGGAACCGGCAUUAUAACUUGCCACCCUGGUCUAUCAGCAUUCUUCCUGACUGCAAGAACACUGUAUAUAAUACUGCAAGGGUUGGUGCUCAAAUUUCUCAGAUGAAGAUGACUCCAGUCAGUAGAGGAUUCUCUUGGGAGUCAUAUAAUGAAGAGGCAGCAUCGCAUGAAGACGAUACCUUCACAGUUGUUGGGUUAUUGGAGCAGAUAAAUAUCACAAGAGAUGUAUCGGAUUAUUUGUGGUACAUGACUGUCGUCGAGAUUGAUCCAACAGAAGGAUUUUUGAAUAGUGGAAAUUGGCCAUGGCUUACGGUCUUCUCUGCUGGCCAUGCAUUGCAUGUAUUCUUGAAUGGUCAAUUAGCAGGAACUGUUUAUGGAAGUUUAGAAAACCCAAAACUAACUUUCAGCAGUGGUAUAAAUCUGAGAGCUGGUGUCAACAAGAUUUCUCUGCUAAGCAUUGCUGUUGGUCUUCCGAAUGUUGGCCCUCAUUUUGAGACAUGGAAUGCUGGUGUUCUUGGACCAGUUUCACUUAAUGGUCUUAACGAAGGGACAAGAGAUUUAACAUGGCAGAAAUGGUUCUACAAGGUUGGUCUAAAAGGAGAAUCCCUGAGUCUUCAUUCGCUCAGUGGUAGCCCAUCUGUUGAGUGGGUUGAGGGCUCUUUAGUGGCUCAGAAACAGCCACUCAGUUGGUAUAAGACUACAUUCAAUGCUCCAGACGGAAAUGAGCCUUUGGCGUUAGAUAUGAAUACCAUGGGCAAAGGUCAAGUAUGGAUAAACGGUCAGAACCUCGGACGCCACUGGCCUGCAUAUAAAUCAUCUGGUAGUUGUAGUGUCUGUAACUAUACUGGCUGGUUUGAUGAGAAAAAGUGUCUAACUAACUGUGGAGAGGGCUCACAAAGAUGGUACCAUGUACCCAGGUCUUGGCUGUAUCCUACUGGAAAUUUGUUAGUUGUAUUCGAGGAAUGGGGUGGAGAUCCUUACGGGAUCACUUUAGUCAAAAGAGAAAUAGCAAGUGUUUGUGCUGAUAUAUAUGAGUGGCAACCACAGUUGUUGAAUUGGCAAAGGCUAGUAUCUGGUAAAUUCGACAGACCUCUCAGACCUAAAGCCCAUCUUCGGUGUGCACCUGGUCAGAAGAUUUCUUCAAUCAAAUUUGCAAGUUUUGGAACACCUGAGGGAGUUUGUGGAAGCUUUCAGCAGGGGAGCUGCCAUGCGCGACGAUCAUAUGACGCUUUUGAAAAGAAUUGUGUUGGGAAAGAGUCUUGCUCAGUACAGGUGACUCCAGAGAAUUUUGGAGGUGAUCCGUGUCGGAAUGUUCUGAAGAAACUCUCAGUGGAAGCCAUUUGUAGUUGAUGAUCCCGAGGAUACAAGUGGUUUCAGUGAGUUUUCUUAAACACCGCGUGAUAGAAAUAUUUAACCACUCCUUUAAACAUAUUUUUCAAACAAGCCACUAGACAUCCAUGCAUAAAUCGGCACCACCAUUUUUUGGCUUUGCUUGGGGGUGAAGUUGUACAGUUAAGCAACACACCUCUUUGAUCAAAGUUCACUUGAUUGCGAAGAUGAUUGGUGAAAGAUUGUGUACAUUUUAGUUACUGUAAAACAAGCGUUUGAGGUUUCGUCCAAGUGCACAUCGGGACGAUUCUUGAUGAGAAAUCAAGAAAAUGUGCAAAUUUUGUUUGUGCUAGAGACUUGGAAAGCAUUUUGCUUUCAUGGAGUUCAACAUUGUACAAUGUAUCAUGUAUGUAAGAAAGCAAUAAUUCAUUGCUUUUAUGAUGUUGCAAUACCAUCAAGCUCUUUCAAUUA
This is a messenger RNA of Lycium barbarum (goji berry), 3148 nucleotides long. Its product is annotated as beta-galactosidase. The transcript is spliced from 19 exons. Gene Ontology annotation, molecular function: beta-galactosidase activity; carbohydrate binding. Gene Ontology annotation, cellular component: vacuole; cell wall. The record is from RefSeq and is a predicted model, not a curated record. Bases 158 to 2698 code for a protein of 846 amino acids. Gene Ontology annotation, biological process: carbohydrate metabolic process. Lineage: Eukaryota; Viridiplantae; Streptophyta; Magnoliopsida; Solanales; Solanaceae.